UACUAUAGAUAUUUCUAAAUAACAAUUUUAUAGAAAUGUUGUUAAUUGUAUGUUAUUUGAAAUAUUUAUUGUAUUCAUUUUAUUUAAAUAGACCAGAAGUAACUGUGAAGACAGGUUAAGAUAUCCAUUAAAAGAACACUUUCAGAUGGAAACAAGUGACUGGCAGAUGGGUAGAUCCCUCAAUGGUUGUUUAGGAGAAUUGUUUCAUAAAAAGCUUUGGUCAGAUAUAAGCUUCAGAUGUAAAGACUCGGACCAGCUACCUCAGAACAGUAUUCAGGCACACAAGAUCAUUCUUGCUUCAAGGAGCCCUGUGUAUCAGGCAAUGUUUUAUGGACCAUGUGCAGACACAAAUCCAGAAAUAGAGUUGUCAGAUACUGAUUCAAAUACAUUUAAGCUGUUUUUGAAAUAUCUGUAUACAGACAGUACAGAUCUAACAGAAGAAUCAGUCCCUGCUGUGAUGCAGAUUGCUCACAAAUAUCAGGUUACAAGUCUGCUCACAUACUGCUCACAAUACCUUAUCUCUAUACUGCGAGCAGACAAUGUCUGUGCUGUACUUGAACUAGCAUUGUUUUUUGAGGAAAAGAAACUUGAAGAUGAGGCAGUCAAGUUCAUUGAUGAUAAUGGUGAGAAGGUGCUCAAAUCAGAUGGGUUUUAUGACUUGCAGCAGACGACACUUGAAUACCUUCUCAAAGGAGAUACAUUUCUGGCACCAGAGAAGUAUAUUGUAAAUGCUGCUAUAAGAUGGGCUAAAGGCAAAUGUAAGACUUUAAAUCUUGAAGAAACUGGUCCAAAUAUCAGAAAAGUACUUGCAGGGGCAUUUAAAUAUCUACGAUUUCCAACAUUAUCAGCUGAAGAAUUUUCAAAGCUAACAUACAAGCAAGGUCUACUUAGUUUUGAAGAACUAGAGGAGACUAUCAGUUAUAUAACAGGUAAUAAUAAUGCCCAUCCAUUUCACUCUGUAAGACAGAGAAGGCAAAGAGCUGUCAAAUGUCGACCAAAACAUAUCAGAGAAAACUUCACAGGUCAUCUAGAGUUCAUUCACUAUGUCAAUGUUACUACAACUGUUAGGGUGAGAUCUAAGGACUUUCUAGUUUUGACCGGUUUUUCAAUGUCAGGACUGAUCAAAAGCCCAAUUGUUCCUGAUUUUAUAAAUCCUAAAACCAUGUAUACAUUGGGGGUCUCUAUUUCUAAAAGCCAAGAUGGUGAAGAUCUGAUAUUUCCUAAAAUGUUCUACAACAAUGUUGAAACCCAUAAGAUGCAAGAGUUCCACCUGGUUCAAAAAGUUGAAAUGGAAAAGUCAACUCAGUUGUACUUAAUAUUUCACAUUAUGAGUGAUCCACACUGUAUGGUAUUGAUUCCAGAGGUGAAACCCUCAACUGUACCGUUCUCACCACCAGAGAUCACUGACAUUGGACAGGACAUUGGUUUUCGGGCACUUGAAGCAACAUACAUGGACAGCUGGCGAUUCAUGGACCAUAUAUUGUACGAGUCACCAUCAAAAAGAUAAAAGUUUUGGAAAUUUCAGGUCUUCAUAUCUAAAUAAAAUUCAAACCUGUUGUUACAAACCAACUCAGGAUAAUAUUUAAUUAGAUAAACCAUCAGUUGAGUUUCUUUACUCAUUAUUGGGCAUUAUUAGAUGGUUUUGUUUGACACAGUAUACAUACAUUGAUAUUGGUUUAUAAGUAUUCUUUAAAUUGAUGUGUAUUUUUUUCUUCUGAUUAUUAAAUUCAUGUGUGAUAGUAGCUAAAUUAAGAGUCUCUUCCUAUUUUUAUAUGCUGAAAGAAUUUCGAGCAUAUUAUGUUAUACCCCCUGGCGUCCGUUCGUAGCAAUUUGGUUUCUUGAGUAUAACUUAAGUUCCAUUUGGCCCACAGUAUUCAAACUUUAUAGGAUGAUUGUCCAUAUGUUGAAGACCCCUAUCGAUUUUGGGGUCACAAGGUCAAAGGUCAAGGUCACUAUUACCUUAAAACUGAAAAACUUUUUCACUCAAUAACUUAAGUGUUAAUCAGCCUACAGCUGUAAAAUUAUAUAGGAUGAACAGCCAUGUCCAAUACAUGACCCCUAUUGAUUUUAGGGUCAUAAGGUCAAAGGUCAGGGUCCUAAUGAUCUUUACACUGAAAAUUGUGGUUUCUGGAG
Messenger RNA from Ruditapes philippinarum (Manila clam), 2133 nucleotides. RefSeq names its product BTB/POZ domain-containing protein 6-like. The transcript has 4 exons. The record is from RefSeq and is a predicted model, not a curated record. The coding region runs from base 146 to 1507 and encodes 453 amino acids. Gene Ontology annotation, molecular function: protein binding. Lineage: Eukaryota; Metazoa; Mollusca; Bivalvia; Venerida; Veneridae.